Tachysurus vachellii is the source of this 1406-nucleotide messenger RNA. It is a transcript of the gene cpb1, whose product is annotated as carboxypeptidase B1 (tissue). The transcript has 11 exons. Lineage: Eukaryota; Metazoa; Chordata; Actinopteri; Siluriformes; Bagridae. The coding region runs from base 81 to 1328 and encodes 415 amino acids. Gene Ontology annotation, molecular function: metallocarboxypeptidase activity; zinc ion binding. Gene Ontology annotation, biological process: proteolysis. The record is from RefSeq and is a predicted model, not a curated record.
CAGGGAUUGGCACGUUCCUGAUGAUCCGGGAUUAUAAAAGCAGGUGAUGUGACGGGAUCGACAGUCAACCAGCCGUGACGAUGAAGGCUCUUCUACUUUUGGGAUUGGUAGCAUUGGCUCUCUGUGAGCCGACCCGCUACAUUGGGGAUAAAGUUUUCCGUCUGUGGCCUGUGAGCGAUACGCACGUAUCGUUCAUCAAGGACCUGGCCAGCAAUAUGAAGGUGGACUUUUGGAGCCCUGACAGUGCUGACCUGAUCACAGAGUUCACCGAAGUCGAUGUCCACAUCCCUGCUUCUCACGCUGACAUGUUUUCCGUCAUGCUGCAACAGAGCGGCAUGGACAACCAAGUGCUGAUUGAGGACAUGCAUACGGCUAUGAGACAGCAGUUUGACAACCACCAGCAGACCAAAGCCCACAACUACAUGAAGUACAACAGCUGGACAGAUAUCGAGGCCUGGGUCAGCUCCAUCACCUCGGGCAACCCUGCUCUUAUCAGCCGGUCGACGAUUGGGAAAACGUACGAGGGCCGCAACAUGCAUCUGCUCAAGAUUGGAAAGAACACUGGCUCCACAAAACCUGCCAUCUUCCUGGAUUGUGGAAUCCACGCCCGCGAGUGGAUCAGCCCCGCUUUCUGUCAGUGGUUCAUCCAGGAGGCCGUGACCACUUACGGGACUGACGCUCAGAUGACCAGCCUGCUGAAUGAGAUGGAUGUCUUUGUGCUGCCUGUCUUUAACGUGGAUGGAUAUGAGCACACCUGGAAGAGUGACAGGAUGUGGAGGAAGACACGUUCUCGCAAGAGUGGAUCCAACUGCAUCGGUGCCGAUCCGAACAGGAACUUUGACGCUGGCUGGUGCACUCUUGGAGCCUCCAAUAAUCCCUGCAGUGAUACUUACUGUGGAUCUUCGGUUGAGUCGGAGAUCGAGGUGCAGAACGUAGCAAACUUCAUCCGCAAGAACAAGUCCAUCAUCAAGGCUUACCUCACCAUCCACUCGUACUCUCAGCUCCUCCUGUUCCCCUACUCCUAUAAAUAUGACCAGGCCAAAGACCAUGCUGAGCUGAUGAGUGUGGCAGUGUCUGCAUCAGAGGCUCUGCGCAGUCUGUACGGUACUCGCUACACCAGUGGCCCUGGAGCAACCACCAUCUACCCUGCUGCUGGUGGUUCUGAUGAUUGGGCCUAUGAUCUGGGUGUGAAAUACUCGUUCACAUUCGAGCUCCGUGACACUGGACGUUACGGCUUCCUGCUGCCUGAGUCUCAGAUCAAACCCACGUGUGAGGAGACCAUGCUGGCCGUCAAGUACAUCGCUGCUUAUGUGCAGAAAAACGUGUAAUGAGAGAGAAACUUGAAAAGAAAAAGCGCAUGCAUGAAAAGAAUUGAAAAAAGUUAUUAAAAAAGAUUUUAGCUAAAA